This is a messenger RNA of Anastrepha ludens (Mexican fruit fly), 1246 nucleotides long. Its product is annotated as regucalcin-like. Lineage: Eukaryota; Metazoa; Arthropoda; Insecta; Diptera; Tephritidae. Gene Ontology annotation, molecular function: gluconolactonase activity; calcium ion binding. The record is from RefSeq and is a predicted model, not a curated record. Bases 121 to 1023 code for a protein of 300 amino acids. The transcript has 4 exons. Gene Ontology annotation, biological process: L-ascorbic acid biosynthetic process.
CAGCAGCACAAAGCAGCUCAGACAAGCCGGUGAUUGGAAGCGCGCAUUUAAGCAGAGUAGUGGACAAUUGAACAAAAGGUGCAUAAAAUACAAAAGGUUGUCAUCUUUUUCUAAAUCGAGAUGUCCUACAAAAUCGAACAGUUACCCAACUCCUAUGGCUUGCUUGGUGAAGGACCUCAUUGGGAUAUUGAAACACAGAGUCUAUACUUUGUAGACAUCGACAAUGCCAAACUCUUUCGCUAUGAUCACCAACAGAAUAAAACCUACAGUGCAAUAAUUGAGGGUGAAAAAUUCGCCUCCUUCAUUAUACCCGUCGAAGGAGAAAGCGGCAAAUUCGCUGUGGGUUGUGCGCGCCGUGUCGUGGUUGUUGCUUGGGAUGGUGUAUCACCCAUUGCCACGGUAGCACGUGUUGCCUAUGAAGUGCAACCGGGUGACGAGUUUUCUAAGAAUCGUAUAAAUGAUGGAAAAGCUGAUCCACGUGGACGCCUCUUUGCUGGUACUCUGUAUGCUGAGGAGUUGAUGGCGAAGCGUGCUGGUGAGCUUUAUAGAUUUGAGAAGGGCAAGCCCAUUGCAAUGCUUAAGUCGAACAUUGGCAUUUCAAAUGGAUUGGCAUGGAAUGAAAAAACAAAGAAGAUGUAUUACAUUGAUACCAGCGAUUUCGAGGUCAAAGAAUAUGACUACGAUUUUGAGACGGGCGCGGCAAGUAUAGGUAAUCCGACUGUGGUCUUCAAGCAUCCCGAACAUUGGCCUGAUGGCAUGACAAUUGACUCUGAGGGCAACAUUUAUAUUGCCACAUUUACGGGACACACUGUGUAUAAGGUCAAUCCAAGCACUCGUGAAAUUCUUUUGGAAAUUAAGUUGCCCACCAAGCAAAUCACUUCCGUGGCCUUUGGCGGACCUAAUCUGGACAUUUUAUUUGUGACUUCUUCGGCAUAUUUCGAUGAACCAGCGCCAGCCGGAGUUACCUUCAUGGUGACUGGCUUGGGAGUUAAGGGACUGCCAAUGUCGAAAGUGCGAAUUUAAAUCGAGUUGCAUUCAUAUUUAUGAGAAACCUAAUUUUAGAUGGAAUGGUUUUGCUCUGAGGGCGAUUAUAAUUUGAAUCAAAAUUUAUGAUUUUUAAUUUUUAAUUUCUUUUUUUUUUCUAAAAGCCCUAAGCACAUAUUUUUAUUAAUAGUUUCAGAAUUUUAAUAAUAAAAGAGAAGAGAAUUUAUUUUAAAUUAUUAACUAAACAACAAAUAAAAGAAAA